AUGGUAAAAAAACUUUCGUUCAUGAAAGAACUGCAAUUGAUGAUGAUUACAAUCUCUGGUUGUGAUGCCUUUCAUAAAAUGAAGAGUUAUUGGAAAAUUUAUUCAGAUCAUGACACGGCACGGGACGGAAGAGAACGGGAUGAAUCGAACGAUGGAUAUGAAAGAAGAAAAAAGUUUAAUCGAAGAACGAAGUACAUAAGUCAACAAUAUGGUGUGGAUGGAUUUUCGGAAAUGUAUGAUGUUCGUGAAGCAUGUAAAACCUGCUGUUAUUCAAUUGAAAUUUAA
Molecule: messenger RNA, 285 nt
Organism: Clunio marinus
Lineage: Eukaryota; Metazoa; Arthropoda; Insecta; Diptera; Chironomidae
Source: the annotation of a GenBank genome assembly